Messenger RNA from Maylandia zebra (zebra mbuna), 1289 nucleotides. RefSeq lists its product as uncharacterized. Gene Ontology annotation, cellular component: external side of plasma membrane. Gene Ontology annotation, biological process: T cell receptor signaling pathway; regulation of cytokine production. NCBI's taxonomy places the organism in Eukaryota, Metazoa, Chordata, Actinopteri, Cichliformes, Cichlidae. Gene Ontology annotation, molecular function: signaling receptor binding. The record is from RefSeq and is a predicted model, not a curated record.
UCCUCCUCUCGCCCGUCCUCACUGAGUCACGUGACAUUAGGAAAACAACAACUGGAGGAAGGAAAUCCCUGCAGAGAUACAUGUCCUUACAGAGUUUACAGAGCAAAGUAAACCACUGAUCCUGUCACAUUAGUAUAGAUUCGCUACCAGUACUGGGGUUGUAUGUGCCAUCUAUAUUUGGAUCGAUCCGCCCACCACUACCAAACAGCAGGCCGACCGUUGGGCGACCUGCAGAAAUGUCGUCGCUUGUAGUUUUCUUCUCCCUCCCGAUGUUGGUGGCUUCUGCGUUGAAAGAGGUUUGUGUGAGGCCUGGACAAGCUGCCACUCUUCAGUGUUGGGGUCCCAGAGAUGCACACAUCACCCUGCUGGAGUGGAGCAGACCGGAGCUCAGCUCACAGGGUUAUGUGUUCUUCUUCCAAGACCAGCGCUCGUACGAGAACUACCAGCACGAGUCCUUCAAAGGCCGAGUGCAGCUGAGAGACUCAUCCAUGAAAGACGGAGAUGUUACUGUGAUUCUGAGAAACGUCAGCAUCAGCGAUACAGGAACAUACGAUUGUCAGAUUACAACCAGCAGCACCAGAAAUGGCGAGAGAGUCGUCAAAGAGUUCCAGCACUCCAUCAACCUCACAGUCACAGAGUCUGUUCAGAUAAACAUCACAGCUGGACAGAACGUCAUUCUGCCAUGUCGAGCUCCAAACAUCGACAGCAAUUCCAAGGCAGUUGUAGAGUGGAGCAGAGCUGACCUUGGAAAAGAUUAUGUUCUUUUGUAUCGGGAUGAGCAGCCUGAUCCAGAAGAGCAGCAUCCAUCUUUUAAGAACCGGGUGGAUCUGCAGGACAGAGAGAUGAAGGAUGGAGACGUGUCUUUGAUUCUGAAGGGUGUCACGACUGCUGAUAGAGGAACAUACGAGUGUCGUGUCUUCAGGAGAAGAACAAACCGCAGGAAGAGAGCUCAUCUGGAGACUGACCCUAUCAGUGUCAUCUACCUGAGUGUUGUUGAUCCUCCAGGUCACACAGGAGUCAGCAGAGGACAUGCUGGACUGGUGGCGGCUUUGUCACUCUUUGCUGUGAUUGCUGCUUUGGCGAUCUUUAUAAAACUAAAACCUCCUCAGCCAGUUUGAAGCAAAACCGUUUGUAUGUCUUUUUUUUCUGUCUGCAGAUAAACCACAGUUGGCUCAUUCUGACAUUAACCUCCUAAGGACCGAACUCUUCCAUGCAUGCAUUUUUAAUUUCUCUUUGAUAUUUGGGCUGAUUGGGACCUGAUGCAUAUUUAAAAACUAUUUAAAAAAGUU